Messenger RNA from Porites lobata, 6011 nucleotides. The record is from the annotation of a GenBank genome assembly. NCBI's taxonomy places the organism in Eukaryota, Metazoa, Cnidaria, Anthozoa, Scleractinia, Poritidae.
AUGGCAUCUGUUACCAAUUGGAGUGUUGCUUUGUUGGCGUUAAGUUUCUUUGAUUACCGUAAGUUUUUAAUCUUAUUAUUUUUGGUCGCCUUAAUUAAAGUAAUAGCACAGGAAUGGACAACUAGACCUUCGUAGUUGACUGUUUACCGCUCAGUAAAGGUAAGUGUAGUGAUGUGCCUUAACGAUUAAUGAUGGCAGACACGAAAAAAUUGAAGAAAAACUAAGAGUAAAUCGACAAAACUUGGUGUAACUGUUAGCAGUUAUGUUAAAUGUAAGUCUCCUUUUUGAAAUUUAGUUAAUAUCAAUUAUGUCAUUGCAAUGCAUGCUAUAGUAUGACUGACUUCGCCUGGAUUAGCUGAUUCUACCUGCCGACCAGUCUCUUGUGCGUUGUACAGUCGACUCACUUUACUGCGGACACUGUAGGGACCUCGAGUUGGUGUCAUCAUCAGCGAGAGUCCAUAAUAGGGGGAGUUUACUUCAGUCAAAUCUCUGUAGUUUAUUUUUUCCGGGGAUUCAGUGCUGUUAUCAGGGUGUCCGCAAGACGAGAGUCGACUGUAUUUGCAAUUUAUAUACACCGUAUUCACAAAUGGCGGACACGCGGGAAAAAACUGGUGCCUAGUCAUGAAAGCGAAGACUGAAGUCUUUCAGUGAACUUGCAGAGUGUUUAACACGGAUUCCACCUAAAAUAACUUUCUACGGACUUCUUUAUAAAUACAAUUACGUGGGAUUAGUAGCGAUUUGCUGUUUGCAAUCAAAAGGGACGCGUAUAUCUUCAAGGAAACAGAAUGAUUUUGUGGGUUUCCGAAGCAUCAGAAGCUUGACAAGUGGGCGAUGGCUGGAAAAAAGCGGCAAACAUGUUGACCCAAACUUCACUUUGAAACCGAGUACGAAAGCCAGCUCACUGCAAUUCGUUGAAACAGAAAUAUAAACAAAUCUUGGUGGCAAGAAAAAAAGAAAUAAGCGACAGAUGUAUGGCCUACUUGCAACUGUUAAUGCAAGAGACGUCUGCCGUUGAACAAAACAGUUCAAGUCGAGAUGGAAAAAAGGAAGACAGGAAAGAAGAGGUGACUGAGGUUUCGAUGAAGUUAUGUUUGGUUUUUGUUUGCCAGGACGUUAUUCUCUGGUCCUUAUCAAUGAAGAACAUCAAUUAGACAACGGGGUUGACCUUUUUUUUAAGCGGUUUUUCGGAAAUUUAUUUUUAAUGUGCGGAAGCGAUCGAGAGGAGUACGCUCAAAAUUUCAACUUGUUACUCGGCAAACUCGGUAAGCCGGCCACAUAUCAUUUCAGCGAGUAAUUUCGUAUUUCUUACCUUUGGCUGUUAAGAGUUUUAACUUUAUGUUUCAUAAUAUUUUAAAGUUGAAGAAUACAUAAAUAAAUAAAAUGAUGGUCUUCUUAAACUGAUCCAGACUCGAAUUCAGUUAUUCGAAACAGAAGCUUGCCGUGUUCAGUCCUGACAAAAACAUUGCCUUAAAAAUUUUACCCUAGUAAAAUGUAAGCUUUAUACCACUUUUUUACCAAGAGCUCUCUGAGAUAAUGCCCUAAAAGAAACCAGGCAAAUAGCAAGCCAUAAGAUUCACACUCUACAGCUUCUAAUUUUGAUAAAAUUAUUUUUAAUUAUUUCGCAAUGACAAAGAAAUCAUGAGAUGUUUGCUAAGCUCUGCCAACGUACCUCUAACAAUUCCCUCCAAAGCGACGGAAUUAAUCUAAUCCAAUACAGAACUGUAGUGAUCUGGCUUUCGUAUUCGGUUUCAGUGUGAAGUUUGGGCCAACAUGUUUGCCGCUUUUCUCCAGCGAUCGCCUACUCUUCGAGCUUCUGAUCGAUGCUUCGGAAACCUACAAAAUCAUCCUGUUUCCUGAAGAGAUACGCGUCCCUUUUGAUUGCAAACAGCAAAUAGCUACUAAACAUUAAAAGCAGAAGACAUCCCACGUAAUUGUAUUUAAAAAGAAGUCCGUAAAAAGUUAUUUUAGGUGGAAUCCGCGCUAAACACUCUGCAAGUUCACUGAAAGUCUUCAUUUGCAAUUUUUGUUUAUCCUCCAACGCCUCGCUUUCAUGACUAGGCACCAGUUUUUUCCCGCGUGUCCGCCAUUUGUGAAUACGGUGUAUAUUUUUGUAAUAAAGUGGGAGGAGGAUUAUCGCUUACCCAGGCGCUUACUUAGGUUAUAUUGUAAUCUAGGUUCCUCAGCUGUUUCUUUGGUUCAAACGCAUUUCCUCUAUUGAUUUUAAUAAAGAAUCCAAAAAUUAAAUUUUAAGCUUUAGGAAUUUAUAAGAAGUUGCUUAAAGUUUCUACACGUUGAGAUGUUAUAUAUACAAAUUUCGCACAAAUCCUGUGUUAUUUUAACCCUGCUUUGAACUAAUCCAGUCCCAAAACCCAUCUGUCUUUUUUGCUUGUAGCUUUGCUAACUGUCUGCGGAAACCUCAAGCGCAAUUGUAGAGAGGUUGAGAAGUACUACAACCAGACAAACAAUAAUAUACAAGAUCCAAAAUUUGACUUUAUAACAAAGAUGUUUUUACGUGCAAUUGUAGAAGAUCAGAGGGAGGAUCUUGAUAGUAGAUGUGCAGGUGAAUAAUAUUGUCACGCUUGUCACACUCUAGUCUGCGUAAAAACCGUUUUUAGUGUCGUCACGUAAUGCUCCUCCCCACUAAAGGAGCGUUGCGUGACGACACUAAAAACGGCUGUGUAGCAGACUAGUCACACUCCCCCUUGCCGUCGUAUUUCCUCUCCCGUCCUGUUGCGUAAGUUCACUAAUAACGAACCGUUCACAUGAGAAACCUGAAAACGUUAGCUCGCGAUCGGCUAUAAGGCGGGUCACCCUUUUGUGAUGGUAGGGUCAACAUCUAAUUGUAAGGCAUGCCGGGCCAAAUUUUCUCCAUAUAAACACUUUGUCCACUCGAUCAUUAGGCGAGACAAUCAGAACAUGCGCUGGUGCUGUUGACUUGGACAAAAAAAAUUAACUUUUUUUCUCAUACAAACAAGUUAAGUUUACUCGGUGUGUAGGGUGACCUUGGCUUUCUUCCCGGGAGGGGUUUUCUCCGUAUAAACGGUCUAAAAGGGGCCUAAGGUUUUAUUCACACUAUCUUGCAUAACUUAUCUUGCCGACACGAAAAGCUGUUCGAUAUAGUGUGAACAGCAAAGAAACAGAACUGUAACCUCCUAUACUUGAACAAGUCGUUCACACACAUCGAACAUCGUGCCGGAGCGGUUGGCCGUGCACUAAAUCCCAGCCCUCACUCCGGAAUAUUUACUUCCAUUUCAGUGGGUUCCAGACCUUACUCCAAUUAUUCAUUUCCGCUAUGGUCCGAUCUGUUCCCACUAAGACAAAGUGUGGCACAGAAUCUAUUGGAAGUGUGACGCUUCACUUUCAAGGCCGGCGAGGCGUAGCUUCGCUCCGUUACAGAAAUCGCGUCAAAAAUCACCGUUCUUAGUGUGAACAGAAGCUCUAUCCGGUAUGGUUUUCGUUCAAGCGCAAGGGCUAUCCGAUACAGCGUACACAUAACCUGAGUUUAACCACUAUUAUGCGAAUCAAAAGCGACAGGCCUUGACAAGAUCUUCGUGAGUGCGCUGACCUUAUCGCCUCGUCUGUUUGUUGUAUUUUCAAUCUUUCUAUUACAACAGGUAUUUUUCCUGAAGAAUGGAAGUGUUCUAAAGUCAUUUCACUCUUAAAGCAAGGAGAAUGCUCCGACUUUAAAAAAUAACUACCGUCCGAUCUCUAUAAUUCCUGUUGUAGGGAAAGUCUUUGAGAGAGUCGUUUAUGAUCAGUUCUAUAUGUAUUUAACAUUUUCCCCCGAAAAAUGACGUCUGGGGAACGAGCGCAGAAAUUCCAUACUGAUGACGCGUCACUACUCAGAUCUGGGUUGUGCUUCUGAUUGGAUGAAGCAAAUUUCCCCCGCGGUACGACCAAUCAGAACCAUUACUCAGAUCUGGGUAGUGACGCGUCAUCAGUAUGGAAUUUCUGCGCUCGUUUCUCAGACGUCAUUUCGAGGGGAAACCAGUGGUGACGUCGCCAAAUGUCGGCUGUUUUCUCAGUCUAUUUUGCUAUUUGUCAUAGGGAAUUUAUAUCAGUUUCAGUGCUUUUUUACAUACCGUACGAAUUUCUAUUCGUUAUUCGUCAACAUUAUCAAAACAGGAAUAUAGCCAAACAUGAACAAGCAGUUUUACAUUUCCAAUCUUUAUGUGUAGUUGGGCAAACUCCCGUAAGCGGCCACUUAACCCUUAAAUUUCAGUUUGGCCACAUCGUAAGCGGCCAGCUCUAGUAACCGUCUCCUUUUUCCCGUCCCGAGGGUGUUCGCUUACGAGAUAUGGCUUGCACUGUAUUUUGAAAUCAUUUCUGCGAAAUUGAUCCAUGGAGUUCUUCUCUGUCCUGUCAUUUGUAUUAACUCAUGGUUUGACUGUUGAUACGCAAAUCUUUCAGGUCAAGAUCAAUGUUCUCUCGGCACGCAUGACUGCAAUCCCAAUGCUUAUUGUCAUGAGACCCACCUUGCCUACAACUGCGAGUGCAAACCGGGAUAUGACGGAGACGGAGUCAUCUGUGGAAGUAAAUUUUACAAUUGUCCAUAACUCUAUAUGCUAUACAUAGGGUUUCACCAUUUAACUUAAGUCCAAGCUUUCUUACCUCUUCACGAUCUAAGGGAAAACAGCAUCAAUUUUCUUCGAACAAUUUCGAUACGCAAUCGAGAAAAAAGGUUAUGAGGAUUUAUAAAUGAUCACCUUGGGUAAUAGGUAAUCUCUUAAAAGCCCCACGAAGGGAGAGGAGGGAGUUGCCAAUUCAAAAGUGCAGAAGCAACCCUUGGUAAUUCAUUUAUUUCAUCAAUGGUAUUGCUAAAAAAAGCUUUAACUGGGAUACAUAAAGCAGACGGAAUAGAUGAACAUCACAACAAUAAGUUCUUUUAUAUUAUUUCUGUUUUUUAGCAAUAGACGAAUGCGCUACAAACACACACAACUGCCACAGAGAUGCUAUUUGCAAGGAUACCACUCCCUUAUUUACCUGCACUUGUAAACUGGGAUACCAAGGAGAUGGAAAAAACUGCACAAGUAAAUAUAUCACUUUUAUUUCGCUACUUUGUUUUAUCUGCGAAGUAAAGACGUUAAGAUCGAGGUUUGGCCAUGUCACCGAAAACGGCCGCGAUCUGCGGUUAGCGGGUUUGUGUCACCCCGUCUGCCCAUAUUUAAGGCUAAUCGCAGGUGUUAGCUUGCGGCUGCCAUGUUUAUUUUCAUUCAUUCACUUCCUAUUCUUUUAACCGAAAAAUCGUCUUUAAAUUACGUUUCUAUGAAAAAGACUCGAUAAUUGAUAAGCCGGAAAGAGCUGUAAAGUAGUGUUUCCUCUCAAAUGUGGAAUUGUUCGUAUAGACGCUGCUUACUGUACAUUUAUCUAUUGCAAGUUUGGUGCAUUUACGUAACGUGUUGAAGUUCAUUUGAAUUUGUUCUAUUUUUCUGGUACUUUCUGGUUUUUCAUUUUUGGCGACAAGAGCUCAUUAAUGAAUAAUUUACAGCUUAGUGUUGUUCUUCUGUGUUAUUUUAUUCUUGGUUUGCAACAACGUAACAAGGCGGCCAUGUUGGGAGUCAAUACAAUCAAAUUUUUUCUCGAAUAAUUUACAUGAAAAUUGAGUUUAGUUUCCAGAGGAGAAAAAUGGGUUUGUACUUGACCGCCAACAUGGCCGCCGUUAAGUCACGUUCGAACCAGCAGUAGGCUGAUUUAGCAACAGGACGGGAACGCCAUUUGACGACGGGAAAGCGCGCGGAAAGGACUAAACAAGAUUUCCGGUGCCCAAUUUGCCGCUCUGCAAUUGGUCAAGCCAGUUGUUUAAUUUGCGCGCGGUCGUCAACUGACGUUCCCGUUUUGUUGCUAAAUCCUGAGCCUCAUGUAACAGAGAGUCUCUCCUAGGUAUCAACGAGUGCUCUCUCAACACCCACAACUGCAGCAAAAAUGCUAUUUGCACGGAUUUAACUCCCUAUUUUACCUGUCAUUGUAAACCUGGAUAUAGAGGAAACGGAUUCAAAUGCACAGGUAAAUAA